CCGUAGCCGUGUGAUAACGUGUCACUUCUCUCCAAACUACUGAGGCGAUUUCCAACUUCACUUCGACUCCGUACCGACCCCCGACGGUUUGAAUAGACAGGUCACGAAAUGGACAAGACAAGCACCAAGCUUUCUGCUGAAGGCACGUCUACAGCACAUACUGACGACAAGAAGGAAAGCGGGAAGGACGGAAAGAAUGCAUCCGACAAGAAGGCAUUGUCACAUCAACAUGCAAAAGCCCAUAAAAGACGCAAGACCCCGUCUAAAACACAUCCUGUUAGAAAAAGAGUCCGAAAAGAGGCAUGCAGUGAGUGUGAGUUCAUGGCCACUUGUAAAGCUGCCCUAGCUAAGCACAUGGCAAAACACACCGGUAACAAACCAUUUAAGUGUGACCAGUGUGACUUUGCUACUACGGCGAAAUAUACUCUAGACGUACACAAGGCUAAACACACCAGUGACAACCUCUUCAUAUGCGAGGAGUGUGGCUAUAGAACGAUGAGCAAGACUUGGUUAACUGUACAUAUGAAAAACAUACAUGGGAAAAUACAAACUGUUAGAGAAAGACCCAGAAAACUACCUUGCAGUGAGUGUGAGUACGUGGCCACUUGUAUGUCUAGCCUAGUUAGGCAUAUGACAACACACACCGGUGAAAGAUCAUUUAAGUGUGACCAGUGCGACCAUUCUGCUAAGCUGAAAUAUAAUCUAGACCAACACAUGGCUCAGAAACACACUGGUGACAAACGCUUCGUAUGCGACGAGUGUGGCUAUAGAACGGUCAGCAAACCUUACUUAACUGUACACAUGAGAUAUCAUACGGGCGAGAAACCGUACAAAUGUGACCAGUGUGACCAUUCUACUGCACGGAAAGAGGACUUGGCCCAGCACAUGAUUAGAAGACACACAGGACUCAAACCAUUUAUGUGUGGGGAGUGCGGAUACAGGACGGCUAGCAGAUCUGAUCUGUGCCGACAUAUCACAAAACAUACGGGCGAUAAACGCUAUAAGUGUGAAGAGUGCGGUUUUGCUGCUGCGCGGAAAGGCACUUUAAACGUCCACAUGCUCAAACACACCGGUGAGAAACGCUUCUCGUGUGAAGAUUGCGGUUACAAGACGACCACCAAGUUUGCGCUAACCCGUCACAUCAGAAAGCACACCGGUGAAAAGCCGCACAUGUGUUGGGAGUGCGGGUUUAGGUGCUCCGCCAAGACUAACCUAGCCCAUCACAUGAGGAAACAUACGGGAGAAAAACCGUACAAAUGUGACCAGUGCGACUAUUCUACUGCUUAUCUGACGUCCUUGCAGCAGCACGUGGCGAGUCAUAGUGGACUCAAACCCUACAAGUGUGAUGAGUGCGAAUAUAGGACGGCUUUCAAGUCUAACCUAUCCAUGCAUCUGAGAAAACAUCAUUCGAGUGAGAAGCCAUUUAAAUGUGACCAGUGUGACUAUUCGGCAGUGAUCAAAUACGAUUUGGAUCACCACAUGUUAAAACACACCGGAGAAAAACCCUACAUGUGCGGGCAGUGCGGAUACAGGACAGUUAGCCGGUCUAGCCUUACCAAACAUGUCAAUACCCAUUUAGCUUCGAAACCCUACAAAUGUGACCAUUGCGACUAUUCUUGUGCACAGAAAGGCCAUUUAGCCACACACAUCGCUAACCAUACCGGGGAAAAACCCUACAAGUGCGAGGAGUGUGGAUACGGCACGGCUGUCAAAUCCGCCCUUACCAAACAUAUGCAAAAACACUUAGCUACAAAACCCUACAACUGUGACCAGUGUGACUAUUCCACUAUACAAAAAAGCCACCUAGAGCGGCACAUGGCCCAACACGCAGGUAUAAAACCCUACAUGUGUGGAAUCUGUGAUUAUAGGACGAACCAAAAGUGUGAUCUAACGAAGCACAUGAGAAAGCACACCGGAGAAAAACCCUACAGGUGUGACCAGUGCGACGUUGCCUUUGUAACAAAGCGGACCUUAAACAGACACCUCACAAAAGCCCCACAUGUAUAAACAUAGAGAGAGAGAACUUUAUUGACACAACAAAAAGUACAGCGACUUAAACAUAUGUCAUCUGUCGCGCAUAUGACCUACAUGACCUGGUUCCACCGGCCAGGACAACGGCCACUGGGAGGACCUUAAGAAAUGGAACUGCACUUACAGUACCA
Branchiostoma belcheri (Belcher's lancelet) is the source of this 2162-nucleotide messenger RNA. RefSeq names its product gastrula zinc finger protein XlCGF57.1-like. Lineage: Eukaryota; Metazoa; Chordata; Leptocardii; Amphioxiformes; Branchiostomatidae. Gene Ontology annotation, cellular component: nucleus. Gene Ontology annotation, molecular function: RNA polymerase II transcription regulatory region sequence-specific DNA binding; DNA-binding transcription factor activity, RNA polymerase II-specific. Bases 109 to 2007 code for a protein of 632 amino acids. Gene Ontology annotation, biological process: regulation of transcription by RNA polymerase II. The record is from RefSeq and is a predicted model, not a curated record. The transcript has 3 exons.